This is a messenger RNA of Melopsittacus undulatus (budgerigar), 8726 nucleotides long. It is a transcript of the gene BCAT1, whose product is annotated as branched chain amino acid transaminase 1. The record is from RefSeq and is a predicted model, not a curated record. Gene Ontology annotation, molecular function: branched-chain-amino-acid:2-oxoglutarate transaminase activity. Bases 156 to 1493 code for a protein of 445 amino acids. Gene Ontology annotation, cellular component: mitochondrion. Gene Ontology annotation, biological process: L-leucine biosynthetic process; L-valine biosynthetic process. The transcript has 12 exons. NCBI's taxonomy places the organism in Eukaryota, Metazoa, Chordata, Aves, Psittaciformes, Psittaculidae.
UCGGCCGGCCCUGAGCCCCAGCAGCGUGCCGCAGCUAUCGCCGCGCCGGAGGCUCAGCCAUCACCGGGGUUUCAUCGGAAGCACUGCACGAAACGAGUGGUGGUCCGCUGGGAGCCCGUUUAGCCGCGCUAGGGAGGUACUGCCCGUUUGCCAGCAUGAUCAAGAGGCAGUUAGCUACUUGCUUUAAAUAUGUGUUAAAUCUACAAAACGUAAUGACUUCAUGGAGAACAAGAUUGGCCCUGUGGCAUGUGCCCAAAAAAUUGGCUGUUGACUUCACUGAACUGAGUGGAAACUUUGAAAUGAAGAGCAACGCAAUGGAGCCCUUAGGCCCUGUUUCUGCCUGUCAGAAUGAGUGUACAGCUGGAGGAUGUUCAGGAGAAACAGGAAAGCAUAUGGCUGACUCUUUUAAGGCUUCAGACUUGAUUAUCACCCCAGCUACGACUUUGAAGGAAAAACCAGACCCCAAUGGUUUGGUGUUUGGAACUGUGUUCACUGAUAAUAUGCUGAUAAUUGAAUGGUCCUUGGCUUCAGGAUGGGAGAAACCUUAUAUUAAGCCACUUCAGAACCUUUCAUUGCAUCCAGCCUCCUCAUCUCUGCAUUAUUCUGUAGAAUUGUUUGAAGGACUGAAAGCUUACCGAGGAGUGGAUGGCAGAAUCCGCCUGUUCCGGCCAACCCUCAACAUGGAGAGGAUGGCACGAUCAGCAAGACGAGCAACUUUGCCACAUUUUGACCAGAAUGAGCUUCUAGAGUGCAUCCGGAAGCUUGUGGAAGUGGAAAAGGAGUGGGUCCCAUACUCAACCGCUGCCAGCCUUUACAUCCGUCCUACCUUAAUUGGAACUGAGCCUUCCCUUGGAGUGAAGAAGCCAACUAAAGCCCUACUGUAUGUCAUACUGAGCCCUGUGGGCCCUUACUUUGCAAGUGGAAGCUUUAACCCCAUAUCCUUAUGGGCAGAUCCGAAAUAUGUAAGAGCCUGGAAAGGAGGAACGGGGGACUGCAAACUAGGAGCGAAUUAUGGUUCUUCUAUUUAUGCCCAGCAAGAGGCCCUGGAAUUCGGCUGCCAGCAGGUUUUGUGGCUCUAUGGAGAAGAUCAUCAAAUAACUGAAGUUGGAACAAUGAAUCUGUUUCUCUACUGGAUAAAUGAAGAUGGAGAAAAUGAACUGGCAACCCCACCUUUAGAUGGCAUCAUCCUUCCAGGAGUGACAAGACAAAGUAUUUUGGAUCUGGCACACAAUUGGGGAGAAUUCAAAGUGUCCGAACGGUACAUCACUAUGGGUGACUUGACAGCUGCCUUGGAAGAGGACAGAGUAAAGGAGAUGUUUGGUGCUGGAACAGCCUGUGUUGUAUGUCCUGUCUCUAAAAUUUUAUAUAAAGGCAAGCACUUGCACAUUCCAACUAUGGAGAAUGGACCUCAGUUAACAACACGUUUCCUGAAUAAGCUGAGUGAUAUCCAGUAUGGAAGAGAAGACAGCGACUGGGCAGUGUUGGUGUCAUGAAUGUGGAAGAGUUCAGACCCUCCAGACAGAACAGACAUGAAUAAUGAUAACUUCUGUAGCUGUCUGUGCAUAGCAUAGUUCCUGUAUCAGUUUGCUCCCAGGAUGAUUGUUUCCACAAUCCAACGAAUGUGAAUGCAAUCAUUUUGAUUUAUACUGUAAUCCUGUUGGUAAACACCUGUCUUGGUAGAGGUGCUGAAUGUUAGCAAUAGAACUUUCCUAAUGGUUUUCUUAGAGCCUCCUUGUGUCUUAUAUACAGUCUGAAAACUUGUAAAAUGCUCUUCAACUGCUCUUCAGUUUGAUUUGUUUUGACUGCCAUCAUCAGCAGAGCACCUUGUCAUAUAACACAAAGAUGCCUAUUAGAUGGGCACUGACAUUAUUCUGCCUUUUGCUCUGUGUUUGGGAAACAAGUUUAGCCAUAUGCUCUUUCCUUUUGUACUCUGCUUGUGUGGAGUUCAUGAGUUCACAUAGCCCUCUUGAUCCCCUGAUGCAGGCUUUGUCAAAUAACGGCUCUGUCCUCCAGGCCCAAGUUCUCUGAGUCGAUCAUGCUUGCAAUAUGCUCCCUGUUGACCUACUGCCCCUCCCUCCAUGGGGAUAUGCAGUGGCUGCUUGGGCAGUGUGUACCUCUUCAAUAGUUGAAUACAUCCUUCGAUACAUGAUCUGAAUGGCUGGGUCAGGCCCUGUUGAGACAAGAGUGACUUUGUCUGGUCUAGCACAGAGCUGGACAUUGCAGACAGUAUUGCCUUCCAGAUGAGUGUCUAGAAAAUAAGAUUACAGAGGUGUGGCUGUGAAAGUUGAAGAACUCCUUCACAGCAACCAAACCUUUGGCUUGAGGAAUUUCUUUCAUCAUCCAGUUACAUAAUUUAGAUCAGCAAAAUAUUUUUCUUGUUCCCUUUACCAGUCACUGUGAAAUGCAUCUAGCUUCCAUUGACACAGGUGUACUUUAAUAGAGCCUUCCUAUUAAGGAGCAAGCUAUGUUAUCAACAGAAAGGAUUUAGCAUAAGGAAAGAGAUUUUAUUCAAACCCUGGUUUCAUUCUGAUGAAGCGCAUACUACUUCAUAUAGCACUACUUUCUCACAUACAGUCUUGAUACUAUUUGGAAGCAAUAUCGAGCAUGUAGCUGGGGAAAUUACUUCUGCAAAUAUUCACUAACAGUCAUACUGUAAUAUUUAUUAGCUUUCUCUUUUUGCACACAGCUUUGUUGAACAGCUUUAAGAUAUCUCUUGCCAAAAAGAAUCACCAUAUUCUGUAUCAAUCUUCCAAAGUGCUACUUCAGUGUAAAACUGGUGGAACUUUAUUGACACUAAUGGAGUCCUGUAAGAGGUAAAAGUGAAACAUUUAUUGCCCUAGUUUGGAGUAGAGAUGCACCAGGAUUAAGGAAAAUAUUUAGCACUUUAUUUUUUUUAAGACCCAACAGCAUCUCUCCUAUGCUUUAGAAGUCCUCUGCAGUUACUGACAGUUAUUAACAUAGUUUAAGAAGACAUACUAUUAUUUCUAAUAGACCGUCCAUGCCUUACACAACUGCUAAAAAGUAGCCUUAUGGCUUUGCUGUUCAUUUUUUAUCAGAUUUUAAAGACAAGUCCUACUUAGCCAUCACUACCUUUUGCUUCCUCAAAUCAUGCCUUUUACUACCUUUCACUGCAGUCCAAUCUAAUAUUUUAAUGAAGAACAGUUGAAGGUUCUCUCUGACAAUGUAACCAUUGUUAAAACUUGUAUAGUUUUCUCUUUAGGAUACAACUGCAAGCACAAAAUGUUAUUUCACUUAUAGUAGCAAUAGUAUUGUGUGUUGGCUUUUCUGACCAUUUGAAACUGUAUUGUGUGCUGGUCUUUGUUUGGUAUCUUACUAUCUAUUAUAAGCUGCUGGUAUCUUUAAUUAAACGGGUGGAAAAAUUAACAAGGGGAAUAUGUCAAGAUGCAAUGUGGGGUAGAGAGUUUUAUCCAAUGAGACAAGUGUCAUAACUAAAGAGUGCCUUUAACUAGGGUGUGGCAUGGAGCUCUCUAAAGAUUAUAUAAUGAGCAACCACAGGUGGCUUGCUUUUACUGAACUAUAUAAUACAUCCCCUUAUGUUCCUCUUAGAUUUAGCAGCAAAUGAAAAGUGGAAAUAUCUAACUUAAGAUGUGUGGCAAAGUACUUGUAUCAUACCUUAACAGUUCAGGAUGUUGAUAGAGUUGGCAGGUAUCACAUCAAAAAUCUCCAUGAAGGCAUCGGUAUACUAGCAGUAACAAGCAGAAUGAAUAAGGACCAGAAUUAUUUUACUGUGGUGUAAACCUGAACGUUGUGUAAAACUCUUCUUAAAUUGGAUUCAAGUAAUUUUAUGUAAGGAGACUAGGCGUUUUCAUUUAGUGUUGUUUGCACUGUUUCCUGCAUUGACCAGAGAGACACUUUUCCUUUGACUGAACAUUUUGAGCUGAUGGACACUUCAAAAUGAUGUGAGUUGAAACUGAAAUAACCCACAGAAAUGCUUAGACUCUUCUAGCAAGGAAGAAUGAAAAUGUGUAGUGUCUUAACAUGUGUAUGUUAACUGUUGUCUUUAACAUCUUGGUUAAAUGGUAUCCAGGUGAAUAGGUUCUAGAUUUUAAACUUUAAAACCUAAUAAGGGAGCUGGCAGGUCAGUAUAAUACAGGAAAUUCUUCUGAUAUUGCAUGCUGUCCUACCCUGCAUUCUACCACUGCUUUUUUAUCCUGUUAACCAAAGGAAACAAAUAAUAUGUGUAAAUAAUAGUGUUUGGUAUUGCACUCCCCUGUUUUCGCCUGUAAAAUUUAGGAGAGAACUGCGGUAUUCCCUAAGCUAAUAACAGUUUGUAAAAGAACAUCUGCACAUCUUUUCUCCAUGUGCCCUGUUGGUUUAAUUGCCACAGAUUUACAUAGAAAGAGUAUGGUACAUCAUAACUAGGCAAUUAUCCAUUCUUCAUCACUUAGUUAUGGCUCUGCUAAUUGAUCAUUUAAGACGUAAGAUAGUCUAACAUUAUGAGAAUUUGAGACUAUUCAAAAAAGAUCAACAAAUUAAUAUUGUUGUGUGAUAUUUGCAUAAUUGGCUGCAAUUAUUUAAUGUUUAAUUGGGUUGAUCAAAUGGGAUUCAGCCUUUCACAUGCUUAUGUUUUACAAACACUGCUACUUUAAAAUGAUAAUAACAAACUCCAGUUUUUUUUGUGGUCUUUCUUCUCCCCUUCAUUCUUUUGAUGAUUAUUUUCAGUACUGAGCAUGUCUUUAGUUUUCUGUUGCAUAAGCAUGAUUCAUGUGUAGGGAAAGUCCUUCAGAUGAGAGAACUCUUCAUGAAACUGGCAUUUCAUACAAGCUGUUCUGAUACCAAAACUUAUGGCUUCAGCAACUGGUAUUACUUAACUAGAUUCUUAACUGCAGUAAGGGCAAAUUCACUGAGAAUUUACAGUGACAGGAUCUGGUGAGAAUGCUAAUAAAGCUUCCUGCUUUGGGUAGAUAAUCUCUUCAGUCCAUAGAAGUGCAAAGAGAACUUAAUUUUUUUUAGGGGUAUAGAAGGGAAGUCUGAUAAGACAAAAGCAAGAUAGUGAGAGCUCUCUCUGCCCAGCCAUUGUUUACACCUAUUCAACUAUCUCAAGCUAAAAAGCAGCCGACCUUCUCUUUCUAGAUAAACUCUUAUUUAGGGUUUACCUAAUUCAAAGAGAUAUCAUUGAUCCCCUCCUCUAUACUUACUUUAUACUUAUUUUCCCUCGGGCAUGAAGAAUGCUGAUGUUGUAAAAUGUGGUAUUUGAAAGUUUCAUUUGGAGUGCAAGUUAUUUGAAAUGUCUGUCUUAUACAUGGUCUUCCAAGGAAGAAAACCAGCUGGAACUGAUGUCAUAGAUGCUUCUUUAGAGGAGGAACCCUUUUGAAUUCAGUGGCCUCUGUCUGUUGACAGUGCCUUGCCAUGAAAUAUAAUAUGGAGAUGGUAGCACAGCUUGCCAGACGAUGUAUGGCUCAUUGUCUCUCUCUGCAUGAGAUUCAUCCUGUUGAUGAUAAAUUUAAUGUUUUAGUGGCAACCUUGUAUACUGAAAGGUGGGCAGGUGUAAAUGAUGGCUGAGUGUACCCUGAGGUGGGCUGUUCAUUGCUGCCUUUCUUUGCCUUCCACACAGACUUGCAGCCGCUUUUCCUCAGCCUCGUAUCAUGAUGCCACUUCGUCUCCUAUCUAAAAGUGACUAUUAAAGCAAGUUUUGCUUUCAACAGUAGUGAUAGUUAAAAAAAGAAAAGCAUUUUGGUAUCUUGCAGGUGUUCAGGGGUCAGAAUUGUACUUUGUCACCUGCACAGGUAAUGCCUCAUGUUACAGAGACUGCGACUGACUUUGUGACCCUGGGCAAGUUCUCUAACCUCUUUGUAAGCACAGAGUAGUAGUACCACCACUUUUACCACUUUUAACUCAAAUCCAGAUUUUUACAUGAAAGUUAUUUUACUGCAGAUCAAAUAAGCUUUCCAGAAAGCUUUUUAAGUGGCAGAGAAAGAUGCUGUGUGGAGUCCAGUAUUUGAAGCAUUGCUUGAGUGGCAGUAUCUUGAUUAUGCAGGAGAAAAAUGUUAUUCAAAUAAGAAAUCUAUUUAAUGUUUUCUGUAUGAACCUAUAAAGAAGUAAAAUAUGUAGUUCAGAAUAUAAAGUAGCAUACAGAAAAUCUUGAAACAAGAAUUCACCUUCACCUCUCAUACAGCGCUAUCUUAUUUUAAAGUGAUGUGCUUGAAGUAAGUAUUGUACCUCUUAAUGUAGAAGCACUAGAUUACAACUAUUCUAGAAGUACGCUUUGUCAUGCAGCACUGAGACAGACCUCUCUCAAUCUUGACUACAGUUUUUCUGAACUGCAGUAUUUAGUAGUUAAGAAGUGUCAGAGUUAUGUUUUACUGUAUUUUGUCACUAUUCUCAAGAUUUGGAAAAAUAAUUUGUAGGUCCUAAAUUAUUUAAGUAACUUCUUAAUAAGUAUUUGUAGAUUUAGUCAUAAUAGCAAAAUAGAAUAUUGGUAUUGCACUAGUGAGAAAUACUAUUGUAGUAGUCCUUCUGUCCAUGCCUUGCUUUAAACAUGACCAUUAGUGGGAAUUCCAGGAUAUUUCCCCUGACUAUGCAAGAAUCUGAGUGCCAUCUACAGCACACUUGGCAAAUAUAUCCCCAGCUCUGUAAACAAAGCUAACUUAGCUAUUACCUUCAGGUAGAACAGUCAGGUACAUUAGGGAUUAGAUAGAGAACAAUACUGAACUAGAAUAGUCAAUCCUUAGACUUGGAAUAACAUUUUGGAAUUAGUAGCUCAGAUUCUUAUUAACCACACUAGUAGGAUCAACCACACCCAAAUUUACUAAAAAUAAAGGUGUUUAAAUUUACUAGUAGUAGUAGCAUGGCUAGAUCCUCGUUUCUCUCUCUGAACAUGAAUUUAUACUCUUUGGUUAUCUUAAAACUCAGUUUAGUGUAUCUGGUUUUUACCAUUUUUACCACAAUCCUGAAUUUUUUAUCUUAAAUAAAAUAUUAAAUUUUGUGUUUAUAGGAAGAUCUUAAGGAGGAUUUAAGAGCUUGAUACAGAAUUUUAAAGUCUUUAAAAUAUCUGCUGGAUAACGUUAAGGUAAAAAUAAAAAGACGACAACUUUGUGGAAGUUAUUAACUACAGUGUUCUAAAUGAUUUUCCAGUACUGGUCAGUUUUGUUUUUUACCAAAGAGGUAAGCAGGGAAUAGCAGAUUAAGUGUAGUGCUUUUGUUUCUAAGCAAGAGUUGGGAAAGUUUCUAAGAGCUGGUUCUCUUAAUAAUGCUAACUCUUCAUAGGACCUGGUUCUGUCAUGUUUAGAACAGUCAUUUAAGUGUGAGAUGGAGGAGCUCAGAAGUUAUCUCAGGCGGUACUAUCUUGCAGGAACAGUUUUUCUUUCAUUUUAUGAUCAAAGUGAUCAAGAUAGGAGCAUGGAAUUUGUUAAAUUUUGCACUUUCAUUUUGGAGUUCUGUUAUAGUAUUACUGAGCUAUUAUUAGUAGGUUAUGGGAAGAAAGCAAACAUUCCUUAUGUAAUCAGCUUCUUCCUGUAUGCCAAAUGCCCUCUUCAUUAUGAUUUGGUCAUGGCUGGAAUUGUGGCCUCUUCAGGUGAAAUAACAGGGUUUUUUUCCUCUGCUGUACCCUAGUGCACUCUCGGGUUUUUAUGAAGUACUAAAUACCUGCAGCAAAUGCCAGAGCAAAGUCUUCUGUUUCCAGAAUAGGUAUGCUAACGAAUGAGGGUAAAAUUACCCAUCAAGAUAGGAGAUCAGAAGAACGUCAUUACCAUUCUCAUUCAGUCCAAAAGAGAGACUGUCCAGGUAUACCAAAUGUCUUUCAGGGUAGUAGAUUAUUAUUGCUAUUUAAGAUUGCUCUUAUUCAGUUGCUAAAAUACCUACAUCUGUGCCUACAUUUUCAUAAUUUGCGCCCUAGUAUAUUAACUGAAAGCUGCAACACACUUAUUUGUCAUGAAACAGUAAAAUAUUAGAUGGGAACAAACAGGUAAUGCUCCAGAUUAUCUAAUAGUGAGAAACUGUUUCCUACAGGUCAGUGGCCCAUUCUGUUCCCAUAAUUUAUACUUAUUUUCUAGUAGCCCAGUAGUUGACUGGAACUGCAAGUAGGAGACAAAUACAAGAUUAACUCUGUUCCAUAGUAGAGGAUGUUGACAGAGUGAAUCUAUUCCCUCCAUCUCCUGGGGAGAUGGCUUGGACUUUAGCUUGGCCGCUACAGUAGAGUGAUAGGGUGUAAAAGGUUCUUUGCCAUGAUGGAGACAAGUAAGAGUUUUAUCUGAAGCUAUCUGCAAACAAUUUCUGUCGAAGCAGUAAAUUUGGAAAGACAGAUGUCCCACUCUACCUGACCUUCAAAGUAUUUAGAAGGGUACAGUAGUAGUUACUGGGAUCAUACCAUAUAAGCAGUGGGAAAUUAGCAACUUAAAGAGGGAGAAGUAAACACCUCUAAAGGGUCUCUGUUUUCUCAAAUGUUAAAGUUAACUGCUUAUUUUACAAGGAUCUGAGCAUAUAAAACCAGUAAAAGACAGAUGUGUGAAAAAAUACUGGAUAAACUAAAGGAAACUCUACCUCAUUCUUCUCUAAAGGUUUUGUAGAAGCACAAUUAAGCGCUCCUAAUGGCAUUGUUAUGUAUGGACCAUCUGGCAUGAAAGAAACACUUUAUAUUUGUAUGUCUAUAAAUCCUGUAAUAACUGUAUUUUGCUGGCAGUAGAAACAGUCUAUACUAUUUGCAGUUUCCCUCAUCAAAUCUGUAAUUAUGCAAUGUUUCUGUCUCCAAUAAAGGAAUUUAAUGGGCA